This is a messenger RNA of Moneuplotes crassus, 1227 nucleotides long. The record is from the annotation of a GenBank genome assembly. Lineage: Eukaryota; Ciliophora; Spirotrichea; Euplotida; Euplotidae.
UGUCUGUUUUUAAUAUUUGUGCAUCUUUUAUCGAGACAAGUUCUUUGUACUUUUGGAGUUGGGCUUCUAGGAACUGAAUUCGGGAAUCUCAUAGGGAAGACCUAACUUCCAUAUCCUUUAUUGUAGCUAAAUGAACGCUUCAGCAAGGUUUCUCCUUACGCUCUUCGUGAAGAGACACUUUUGGUUUUACUGGCUUUGAUGUUCCCUUAGCAAGAGUUUUUGGCAAAGGCUUUGAGGUUUUGGAAGUUUUUGACAUUUUUGAUGAUUUAGAUGCUUUUGUUUUUACGCUACUAGCUUCGCUAACAGAGUCAAACUCAGAUUUAUUCGAGAUUUUAGCAGAAACCACAAGUUGUAUUUGCCUCAGUACUGCUUCGAUUGCACCUGGUUUACAAUCUAUUAUAUCUUUAAUGUCAUCCCCAUGUAUUUGAUAAUUGAUCCUUUUGAGCACUUUUUUAUUAAGCAUUGCCCAGUUGUUAUACUUAUCAGUUCUGGAACUCACUGUAGAAUAAUUGUGCAACUCCACAUAUUUCGGAAAGUAGUUAUGUAUAAUUUCUGCCAUAAGGACACCAUCAGAGAAAUCUCUGGCAAUAUUUUUAUUUAGGUUUAGAAAGGCCUUGAUUGUCGACCCAGUUAUACACAAUAUACUCUUCAUCUUCUUCUAAUGCAGGUGCUUUCAUUUAAUUUUUGUAUAACGCACAAGUUCCUUAAUAAAGUUUUUAUAAAUUCUUGAAUCUGGUAGACUGGCUUAAGAGUUAGAAUGAACCAGGUACAGAUCCUUGCCUGUUCAGUCUUCUUUGAGUUUGGAAAAUCAGUGAGGAGCUUAGAGGUUCUACAAUUAUGGUGGGAUUAAUUUUUGUGUUGGAUAUUUUGAAAAAUGAGGCUUGGAUUUGGAAUGAUAAUUGAGAAAGUAGAGUGAGAGAUAACUUCCCUACCCCUUCUCCAAGAAACCCUACCUCCCUCACCAAAAUUGCUGAUCCCUCUCCCACCCUGACCUUCAUCACCAAAAACUAACUCUGUUAAGUCCUAUACUCUCAGCAACCAAGGCCGAUUUCUGGCUAGGCGAUUCUGCUGAAAGUCUGUUCUUGAAUAGAGAGAUUUGGAGGAAAGAGAACCAGGGAAAUUAUGCACCAAGGUUAGAGGACCAAGAACAAAGGACAAAAGAAAUUGGUUAGUGUUGAAGACAAGAGGGGCUUAUUGGAGGUUUAUUGAAGGAAAGUAAGAAUUAGG